Mollisia scopiformis is the source of this 1863-nucleotide messenger RNA. Its product is annotated as putative camp-dependent protein kinase regulatory subunit. The transcript is spliced from 2 exons. Lineage: Eukaryota; Fungi; Ascomycota; Leotiomycetes; Helotiales; Mollisiaceae. Gene Ontology annotation, biological process: regulation of protein phosphorylation. Bases 380 to 1726 code for a protein of 448 amino acids. The record is from RefSeq and is a predicted model, not a curated record. Gene Ontology annotation, cellular component: cAMP-dependent protein kinase complex; nucleus. Gene Ontology annotation, molecular function: cAMP-dependent protein kinase regulator activity.
UGUCAUCUUCUGAUGCGAACGGGAUUGCCAUUGUACUGUAAGUUCCCCUCGCUUGCAUUGCUAUGCAGCUGCCCCUCCGAAAGCAUACUCGAUCCUGUCAUCCCGGCAUGUCUCGACGGCCGAUGGUCAUAGGUGCCAACUCACGGGUCCCUGCGACUUCGUGGAAGAUCUCCAUGGCAGCCACUCACUCCUUAUCAAUCGUUGCAUCUCCCAAAGUCUUUGACUAAUGCUGUUAUCACGUCCCUAGAUUGUAGCUGUUGCCUGCUUGAGUGACGAGCGAGUCCCGCGAAUAAUUCCUGGAGUCGCCCCUUCCUCAACAACACAGAAACCGUCUGCAGCGACUGCCAUUGAGCUUCCGAGACGAGACUAGGGUCUGUCGAUGUCACUUUCCUCUGCUUCUCUCGACGUGAUCGACUCCCUCAGAAAAGAGAUUCUCAAGAACAAUCCGACCGACUUGAUACAAUUCUGCGCCAAUUACUUCACUCGACAGCUCGAGCUCGAACGCUCCCACUUCCUUUCGUCUCUCAAUACCCAAGGCACCAAGAUGUCUGGCAGCACAUUUCCUGGCCGAUUCGGCUCAAAUUCCAACCCAUUCGGCGGAGCUACUACAAAUGCGGGCGAGCAAGUAGGUUCUGGACAAAUCUCAAAGGUUAUGGAGGAGGACGAGACUGACACAAUCACUUCACCUACCUCUCCCAACUUCAACUUCGGCAACAGUGGUGGUCAGUUCGGUGCGCCAUUUGGCGGUGAUGCUUCUGGAGAAGGUCCACCAUCGUCUUUCAAGGCGGCAGAUGGAUUUCCAUCUCAGUAUGGAAUGGGCCGACGAACAUCAGUCUCUGCUGAAUCACUCAAUCCAACAGCUGCUUCCAACGACAACUGGUCCCCACCCUUCCACCACAAGACCGAGGAACAGCUGCAGCGCUUAAAGAAGUCCAUUUCUGGCAACUUCCUCUUCAGCCACUUGGACGAUGAGCAGAGUGCUCAAGUGUUGGGUGCUCUGGUGGAAAAAGCAAUUCCAGCAAAGGGAAUCAAAGUCAUUACACAAGGAGACGAAGGCGACUACUUCUAUGUGGUAGAGAAGGGUUCUUUCGUUGUUUAUGUCAACAAGAGUGGUUCAUUGCAACCAGGCCCAGCAGGUUUGGGCGAGGAAGUCGCGACUAUUCGGCCUGGUGGUUCCUUUGGAGAGCUUGCCCUCAUGUAUAACGCUCCCAGAGCAGCUACUGUCAUGUCAGCAGAAGCCGGCUGUACUCUUUGGGCUCUUGAUCGUAUCACCUUCCGUCGGAUCCUCAUGGACUCAACCUUCCAACGUCGCCGUCUGUACGAGAGCUUCCUAGAAGAAGUUCCCCUUCUGGCGUCACUUACGAAGUAUGAGAGAUCGAAGAUCGCAGAUGCGCUGGAGACACAUAAGUAUCCUUCAGGCACUACAAUCAUCAAGGAAGGUGAUGCUGGCGAAGCUUUCUAUCUCCUUGAAAGUGGUCAGGCUGAAGCUUACAAGAGUGGCACCCAAGGUGCGGUAAAGCAAUAUACCAAAGGUGACUACUUUGGUGAGCUCGCCUUACUGAACGAUGCUCCCAGAGCCGCCAGUGUCAUCAGUAAGACAGAAGUGAAGGUCGCCAAAUUAGGCAAGGAUGGUUUCCAGAGAUUGCUGGGUCCAGUCGAGAGCAUUAUGAGACGUACGAAAUAUGAUGAAGGAGUGGAAGAAAUUGAUCCGCUCCACAAGAAGUAACGAUGUUUGGACUUGGGGUUUAAGUUAUUAGUAGGCGUUAGACAUGGUUACGUUCAUUCACGAGUUCAACUGGCUUUAUUGGCUCCGAUACCUUUGAUGCAGAGAGGACAAUGAAACAUUUUCAAUGAUUAGUCUCC